Oldenlandia corymbosa var. corymbosa is the source of this 2434-nucleotide messenger RNA. The record is from the annotation of a GenBank genome assembly. Lineage: Eukaryota; Viridiplantae; Streptophyta; Magnoliopsida; Gentianales; Rubiaceae.
GGGUUGGGCUUGGAAUACGCUUUCCUUGAGGCCUGGGCUACAUACGCGCUUUCACAAAUUCUGUUUGGACACUUCUUUUAUGGACUAGAAGCAAGUCCGCUUCAUAUGGGCCACGUUUUUGGUACAUCAUCAACCAGUAAUUUUAUCGGCAAAUUACUAGGGACUUCUCCUCCGACUAAAGUUUUAUCGCCGGUGAGGCGGUGACCAGUGCUUCGACCGUGCUCAGGAUAUUUGUAAAGUAGUAUAUAUCCCUUAUCAGUCCAGACACCAUAAACUCAAAUCUUCGGAUUUCCUUCUGAUUUUGCCGGGGUUCCGUUAGCUUGACGACCUUCCUUAGUGGGACUUUUGUGUUUACUGUAUCGGAUACUCUUUCUUUUUGGAAAUUAUCGGAGUACUAAGAUUUUAGUUUCCUUGGAAAUUCUUGUGUCUAUCUUAUCUAAACUAGAUUAAGCAACUGUUGACUGUUAAUUGUCUGUUUUUGAGGGAUGAAAUUAAAGAAGAGAGAGGGAGGGAAAGUGGGUUGAUUGGAUGGAUGCGGUGUGGACCUGAGUCACCAUUACUUUUUGUUCAUAUCUUAGUCGUCCCUAUUUAUUUCACUAUCUUUGAGAAAAUCCCUCUCAGUAAAAAAAUCUUCAACAUCAACAAUGGCAGCUGUUCCAUCCCUCGAACUCAGGCCCCUCGGCAACACCGGUCUCAAACUCAGUUCUGUCGGCUUCGGAGCCUCCCCACUGGGUCGUGUCUUCGGCCCUGUCUCAGAGGAGGAAGCCAUCUUUUCCGUUGGAGAAGCCUUUCGCCUUGGCAUUAACUUCUUUGAUACCUCACCUUACUAUGGAGGGACAUUAUCGGAGAAAAUGUUGGGGAAGGGUUUGAAAGCACUUGGAGUGCCUAGGGAUCAGUACAUUGUGUCCACAAAAUGUGGGAGGUAUAAAGAGGGUUUUGAUUUUAGCGCCGAAAGGGUGACUAGGAGCAUUGAUGAGAGCUUGGAAAGAUUGCAACUUGAUUAUGUGGAUAUCUUGCAUUGCCAUGACAUUGAGUUUGGUUCUCUUGAUCAGAUUGUGAAUGAGACGAUUCCUGCUCUUUUGGAAAUUAAGAAAGCAGGGAAGACACGGUUCAUUGGUAUUACUGGACUGCCAUUGGGAAUUUUCAACUAUGUGCUCGACCGUGUUCCACCAGACACAGUUGAUGUAAUUCUCUCCUACUGUCACUAUAGUAUCAACGAUACCACAUUGGAGGAUAUGUUGCCUUACUUGAAGAGUAAAGGAGUUGGAGUGAUUACCGCUUCACCACUGGCAAUGGGACUCCUUACUGAAAGUGGCCCCCCAGACUGGCACCCUGCUCCUCCUGAACUCAAGGCUGCCUGCAAAACUGCUGCUGAUUACUGUAAGGAAAAGGGAAAGGAUGUAUCAAAAUUGUCUCUGCAGUUUAGCUUAUCAAAUAAAGACAUCUCUACCGUUCUUGUUGGAAUGAACUCUGUCUCACAGGUAUGUUUUUUUACGUGAAUCUUGUCAUUGACGUAGUUUAAUUAAUAGUUUGGCUUUUUAGAGAACUAAUAACCUCUUUGCUAUGCUAUCUAGCUUUAUUUUCCUUUCACACUACAUGGCAAGAUUCACAUCCUACUCUGGAACCAUUCUGUUCUUUUCAUUUCAAAGAUGUAUAACUGGGAAUACCUGACCGGGCAAUGCCAUUCCUCUUAUUGGAAUAUGUGCAUCAAAAGGUUAGGAACAUCGAGCCAUAUUUGAUGUUUCGAGGGGUAGUCAAUUGAGGUUUUGUAGUUACUUCACUUAUUUGAGAAAAAACGAUAACUUCUUGUUGCUUCUCUUGUGGAUAUAUGUGAUUAUCUUUCUAAAACUUAUAGCUAAAUGAUCUCACUGUCCACCUGUUAGGCUGUUCCUCUUUGUGUAGAUUGAUCAUAUCUUUGUUUUGAUAAUGACUUUUGAGACUAAAGCUUUGUUUAUUAUCAGGUUCAAAUGAAUGUAUCUGCUGCUAAAGAGCUUGAAGCAGUUGGAAUAGAUGGAAAAACAUUAUCUGAAGUUGAAGACAUUUUGAAGCCUGUUAAAAAUCUUACAUGGCCAAGCGGCAUUCAACAGGUUUGAUAUGCUAUGUCAAGGUUCACAUGCUGGCUGCUGAGCACUGUUUCUGUGACCCCAAAUAAUGUGUAUUUUUCUUUCUGGGUCAGAUAGGUGAUUUACUCGGCAGAGAAUUGCAUCCAAUGUGUAAUUGGUCGAAUCCUAAUGAACUAUAGUAUUUCUUUGUUCUAAUCCAAAGGAAUGUGAUGUCUCUAUUUCAGUAUAUAAUUUCAAGUUUCUUCUGAAAAGCAAGAGGCAAUUCGAAAUUUCCUGUAAUAAAGUAAUUCAAAAAGUCGGGGAGCACUUUGAUAUCAAAUGGCACUUUGCAUGUAAUUCCUCAAAUAAGACCGUUACCAACUUAAAAAUUG